Messenger RNA from Poeciliopsis prolifica (blackstripe livebearer), 2165 nucleotides. RefSeq names its product serine/threonine-protein phosphatase 4 regulatory subunit 2-A-like. The transcript is spliced from 9 exons. Gene Ontology annotation, molecular function: protein phosphatase regulator activity. Gene Ontology annotation, biological process: protein dephosphorylation. The coding region runs from base 118 to 1329 and encodes 403 amino acids. The record is from RefSeq and is a predicted model, not a curated record. Lineage: Eukaryota; Metazoa; Chordata; Actinopteri; Cyprinodontiformes; Poeciliidae. Gene Ontology annotation, cellular component: cytoplasm; protein phosphatase 4 complex; nucleus.
UGCAAACGUAAUUGCAGACAUGCGCAGUUCUGCACUGCCAGCAGCUUUGUUGGAUUGCUACCUGCUAGCCUUUCUGCUAACCAACAAGCAUUUCCUGCCUGAGGACUGGACACAGCUAUGGAUAUCGACGCAAUAUUGGAAGCGUUUCAAGAUUUUGAGAAAAGAGGGAAGAAGGAGACCUGUCCCGCUCUUGAGCAAUUCCUGUGUCAUGUCGCCAAAACAGGACAACCAAUGAUCCCGUGGUCACAGUUCAAAACAUACUUUUUAUUUAAGCUGGAUAAAGUGAUGGAGGAUUUUCAUGCUUCAGCACCAGAAGAGAGAGACUCUCACAAUCCCAAUGUGGAAUAUAUUCCCUUUGAAGAAAUGAAGAAAAGGAUCUUGAAGAUUGUGGAUGGUUAUAAUGGGAUUCCAUUCACCAUUCAGCGGCUGUGUGAGCUGCUUACAGACCCCAAGCGUAAUUACACGGGUACAGACAAGUUUCUUAGAGGUCUGGAAAAGAAUGUAAUGGUGGUGAGCUAUCUGCAUCCCACAUCAGAAAAAAAUGGGACAUCGACUAUGAAUAGAAUGAAUGGAGUAAUGUUUCUUGGAAACCCAUCUCUAUAUUUAGAAAGCAGUCGAAAUGUGAAUGGGCCAAGUUUGUCAAAAACGCUCAACAGACCAAAGCUGUCAUCAUCUUCACUUUCCACCAAUGGGCUCCCAGGGUGUCCAGCCAGUAAAGAGCUAGAUGGAAUCACUGAAACAGAAGAGCACCAUUCCAGUGAAACGCCACCUUCAGAAGACGAGGCGAAACCAAAACAUGGAAUCAAGCACAAACAUCGAGAAGAAGACGAAGAAUCUGACUGUGACAAACAGGAGGCCAAGAAACGGAAGACUGGUGAAUAUGAUGACGAAACGGAAAGAGAAGAAAAUGAGUCAUCUUGUCAUAAAGAACCAGAGAGUUCAUCAGACACACCAGAGUCAGAGGAAGACACUUGCGGUCAAGAGUGCAGCAGUGAAACAUUUCAUGACACACCCUGUAAAUCAGACAGUCAUGGGGAAAGCAGCACACAGUCUGAACCACCUGAGAGGGAAGGGGAGUCGAAUGAGGCUAGUGCUGCUGCCAGUGUUCAGAGCAACAUCUCUGUGGAUCAGUCGGACCAAGCGACUCUAUCAGAGACACAUUCAACCUUCGAACAGGACAAUGCUUUGUGCAACAGCAGCAGCAGUGAUGCAGAGGGCUCAGCCAGUGAAAAAGUGUCUUGCAGUAAUUCCCCUGAUCUGGCAACAGAGGGUGGUGCUGAAACUUCAGACAGCACAGAGACCUCAUUAGAACUGGGAGAACACAACUAACUUGAAAGGCAGGAAUGCCAACUGACUUGUUUUCUACACUGUAUGACACAACCCCAAAGGUAAAUCUGUAGCACUGUGGAGCAUUAGGCUUCAGGACCAAGAGACAAGUGGACUUGGAGACUUCUUAGAAGGAUCUUGACGUCUUCUUCUGUUUCAGCUUCUCCUGGCCACUGUUCACCAGAUCUUUAAACUGGAAGAUGAUUUAACAACAUAAUGAAGACUGCCUUUUUCAAUAAACAAAACCAUUUUUCUAACCUUUUUUCUUUCCUAAUUUUUAUAUUUGAAUAUCUAACUUAAUGUAGAUGAUGUAUUCAGUAAUUCCAUUAGUUAUUUGGUGUUUAUUUCCAAGAAGAACCAUUUGACAAAGUUGUUUUAGGGCAAGCACAGUAGUUUCAGGUUUCUGUUUUUUGUAUUAAUGCUGUUCAGAUAUUAACCAAAAUAUUAUAUAUGUCUGCUUUUCUUUUAUAUAAAGCACAUAUAGCAUAUUUCUUCUGAUCGUGCACUUCACACUCUUGAAAGCUGGAGAAACGUUUCGCUCCGUGUCCCUAUGAAGCCAAUACAAGUUGCCAUUUUGAGCCCUUUUAUUUGAGCAAUUUGGUUUGCUCAAACCAAAUUGCUCAAACAAAAUGCAAGGUACUUUUAUUUUCUUGGUGUCAGACCGUAGUUGUACAUCUGUCUUUUUUUGAUAAUUGAGAUUUCCACAAUACUUAUCUGUAAAUGAGCUUUUGUAGUCUUGUAAUACAUGUCCGCAUUCUUUGUAAAACUGACUGCUGGAAACCGAAGGCUUGAGCUUGUGUGAGAAUAUUCACAGAAAGCAAUAAAAGCUGAAAUUGGAA